Messenger RNA from Rhipicephalus microplus (southern cattle tick), 1782 nucleotides. RefSeq names its product lanC-like protein 3. NCBI's taxonomy places the organism in Eukaryota, Metazoa, Arthropoda, Arachnida, Ixodida, Ixodidae. Gene Ontology annotation, biological process: peptide modification; carbohydrate metabolic process. The record is from RefSeq and is a predicted model, not a curated record. Gene Ontology annotation, cellular component: plasma membrane.
GCGCUCCGUUCGUUCCACUCACACCAUUAUAGUAGACUCUAGUGGUAGUAGAGUCACAGAACACAUAUACACUACGUAGAGUGUACUAGAAGUACACCGUAGUGGUAGUGUAGGCGUUCAGUACCAACGCUGUACCUGAAGUUGCGUACACUGUACCUGAAGUGAGUGUUCGUGGACGCGCUGUGUCGCAGGUUGAGGCGGCGCAGCAGUAGCGACCGAGUGAAAGGGAGUCCGUGUACCGGCAAUCGCCGACCGAGAAGUUGCGCGGGGCCUUUCUCGUGGCAGCGGCAGUUAGCCGGCCGUGCGCUGUCGCAGGCCUGGGUAACCUUCUGACGAGCGUCCGCUGGCAGAGCGACGACGGCCGUCGUACCGGCGACGACGAGGCCAUGUCGUCGUCGUCGAGCAAGCCGAAGCGCUACUUCGUCAACACGCUGCCCGACUACGAUGGUGCGCCCAUCCCGCUCGAGCGGGAACUGUGGGUCGAGCGCUGCCGCGACACGGUGCAGCGCGUCUUCACGCAUCAGGGCACGGGCUUCGACGACUGCGACGGCGGCCUCUACGUCGGAGUCGCCGGCGUCGCCUUCAUGGCGCACCGCGUGGCGCAGAGCCCGCACUUUGUCGGCGACCGAGCGCGCCUUCUGACCAAAGCGCAGACCUACCUGGGACACGCGCUGAGCUACUGCGACCAGCCGCAGGUGCGCGCCGACCGAGCCAUGCAGUCGGCUUUCCUGCUCGGCAGCGCGGGCGUCUGGGCGCUCGCCGCCGUGGUCGCCAACGAGGUGGGACGCAGCGACGACUGCGACAACUUCCUCGCCAGGUAUGCAGCCGUGGCAGAAAUCUGCAUGCCAGUCAAGUUCUUGGACUGUGGCAGUGACGAGAUGUUUGUCGGCCGGGCCGGUUACCUCACGGGACUGCUCUAUGUGCGCUCUCGGCUGGGACGAGAGGUGCUACCGGACGAGAAGAUUGCUUUGCUACUCCACUCGGUGGUGCAGUCUGGAAGAGAAUACGCCAAGAAACACCGCAGCCCUUGCCCACUCAUGUACUCCUACUACGAUGUCGAGUACCUGGGUGCUGCCCAUGGCCUGUCAUCCAUACUGAUGACGUUGCUCCAUUUCCCGUGGUUUGUUGCGGGAGACCAAACAGUGGAGCAUGACAUCCGGGCCUCGGUUGACUUCCUGCUGCACGUGCAGACACCACAGGGCAACUUUCCGUGCGACCUAGAGGAUGUCACCAAGCCGCGCCGUUCUCAGGACGAGCUCAUUCACUGGUGCCACGGAGCACCAGGUGUGAUGCAGCUGAUGGCAAAAGCGUACUUGACUUGGCAAGACCCACGCUACCUGGAGUCGUGCCUGCGUUCGGGCCAGGUGAUCUGGGAGCGGGGCCUCUUGCGCAAGGGCCCCAGCAUCUGCCACGGCAUCGGGGGCAGCGGCUACGCCUUUUUGCUGCUUUAUCGACUGACGACCGAGCUGCGCUGGCUUCACCGAGCACGCCAGUUUGCCGAGUUCAUGUUCACCGACGAGUUCAAGCAGGCACGCACGCCCGACUGCCCUUACAGUUUGUUCGAAGGGCUGGCCGGCACAGCGUGCUUCUUGGCCGAUCUUUUGGAACCACGCAGCGCCACCUUUCCACUCAUCGAUCCCUUCUAGGAGGACUCCGCAAUGUUCCAGGCCUAAUCUGCCAUGUAAUUCGCAGAAACCUGCUGUUUGAUUGGCCGAAGAAUGGGGAGUCUGAAUGGCCAACCAGCACGGCCGACAAAAAGCAGGCACAGGAGGCAAGUUGAGA